This is a messenger RNA of Tupaia belangeri chinensis (Chinese tree shrew), 2425 nucleotides long. It is a transcript of the gene EPS15, whose product is annotated as epidermal growth factor receptor pathway substrate 15. The transcript has 13 exons. Lineage: Eukaryota; Metazoa; Chordata; Mammalia; Scandentia; Tupaiidae. The coding region runs from base 84 to 1844 and encodes 586 amino acids. The record is from RefSeq and is a predicted model, not a curated record.
GAGCUUAUAUUGAUUUCUAUUCCAUAAAUAAUUAAAAGAGGGUAGAAAAAUCUGCCCUUCACUUAAAAAUUGAAUGUUUCACUAUGUAUUUAAAAAGCGAUUCAGGAUUAGGAGGAUGGAUAACCAUACCAGCUGUAGCUGAUGUUCUCAAAUAUUCUUGCAUUGUUUGCUGGUCUUCUAGGGAAAAGAAUAAUGUGGAACAGGACCUUAAGGAGAAAGAAGAUACUAUCAAACAGAGGACAAGCGAGGUUCAAGAUCUUCAAGAUGAAGUUCAAAGGGAAAAUACUAACCUGCAAAAACUACAGGCCCAGAAACAGCAAGUACAGGACCUCCUUGAUGAGCUGGAUGAGCAGAAAGCCCAGCUGGAGGAGCAACUCAAGGAAGUCAGAAAGAAGUGUGCUGAGGAGGCCCAGCUGAUCUCGUCUCUGAAAGCUGAAUUAACCAAUCAAGAGUCUCAGAUCUCCUCUUAUGAAGAAGAACUGGCCAAAGCCAAGGAAGAGCUGAGCCGUCUACAGCAAGAAACAGCAGAAUUAGAGGAGAGUGUAGAAUCAGGGAAGGCUCAGCUGGAACCUCUUCAGCAGCACCUACAAGAUUCACAACAGGAAAUCAGUUCAAUGCAAAUGAAACUGAUGGAAAUAAAAGAUCUGGAAAAUCAUAAUAGUCAGUUAAAUUGGUGCAGUAGCCCACACAGUGUUCUUGUUAAUGGUGCCACGGAUUACUGCAGCCUUAGCACCAGCAGCAGUGAAACAGCCAACCUCAACGAACAUGCUGAAGGCCAGAACAACCUAGAAUCUGAGCCUAUACACCAGGAGUCUCCAGCAAGGAGCAGUCCUGAAAUAUUGCCUUCUGGUGUGACUGAUGAAAAUGAAGUAGUGACUGCCGCUGUUGAUGAAAAAGUGUGUCCUGAAUUUGACGAUGACAGACAUUCAAAAGAGGAAAACCCAUUUAAUGUAGAAUCAAGUUCACUGACAGAUCCAGUUGCAGAUACAAACUUGGAUUUUUUCCAGUCUGAUCCUUUCGUUGGCAGUGAUCCUUUCAAGGAUGAUCCUUUUGGGAAAAUUGAUCCAUUUGGUAGUGAUCCUUUCAAAGGUUCAGAUCCAUUUGCAUCUGAUUGUUUCUUUAAGCAGUCGUCUACUGAUCCUUUUGCCAAUUCAAGUACUGAUCCUUUCAGUGCAGCCAGCAGUAGCAGUAAUACAUCGGUAGAAGUAUUGAAGCACAAUGAUCCUUUUGCUCCUGGUGGAACAGUUGUUGUUGCAGCAAGCGAUUCAGCUACAGACCCCUUUGCUUCUGUUUUUGGAAAUGAAUCCUUUGGAGAGGGAUUUGCUGACUUCAGCACAUUAUCAAAGGUCAACAAUGAAGAUCCUUUCAGUUCAGCCUCAUCGAGUUCUGUCAGCAAUGUGGUCAUUACAAAAAACGUAUUUGAGGAAACAUCAGUCAAAAGUGAAGAUGUACCCCCAGCACUGCCACCAAAGAUCGGAACUCCAACAAGACCCUGCCCGCCACCACCUGGGAAAAGACCCAUCAACAAAUUGGAUUCUUCUGAUCCCUUUAAACUGAAUGAUCCAUUUCAGCCUUUCCCAGGCAAUGAUAGCCCCAAAGAAAAAGAUCCUGAUAUGUUUUGUGAUCCAUUCACUUCUUCUACUACUACCACUGCCAAUAAAGAGGCUGACCCAAGCAAUUUUGCUAACUUCAGUGCUUAUCCCUCUGAAGAAGACAUGAUUGAAUGGGCCAAGAGGGAAAGUGAGAGAGAAGAAGAGAAGAGGCUUGCCCGACUGAAUCAGCAAGAGCAAGAAGACUUAGAACUGGCCAUUGCACUCAGCAAAUCUGAGAUAUCAGAAGCAUGAAGAAUUCUCUUGUCUUUUGUCAGUACUACAAUAUUCUUCCUGAAUACUGAAGCUACUUAACAAUGUAUAUCAAAACUACCUAUGAGCAUGGGAAUACAAAAGGUUUGAGAUGCCUAUAAAUGUGACAGAAGUUUAGGAUUUUUAUCCUUUUUUUCUUUUUUAAAACUCUAUUUCAGAUUUGACUUUUUUUUUUCCUGGUAAAGCAGUAAACGAGUCAGACAACUUCACCUAUGCCCAGUUCUGGUGUGCAUUUACUGUGAGCUUUUGCCUGCCUGUGCUACUUUUACUCAUAAAGCUAGAGCACCCAAGCUUCUGCCUUCUGGAAUAUAGAGAAAUAGUUUCACUCUCUGCUACCUUGCACUGUAGUUAUUCUGAUGAUAGCCAGUGGGGUUCUUAAAGUUUGCAGUAUUCUCCCCUGAUUUGAAGGUUGAGGGAGGGGAAGGGAAAGAAUAUUCUAUUUCUUUUAUGAUUGGUACAAAUGGAGUAGUUAAAAGUACAUUCUUGUAUUUCCUUGUAGUAAAAAAUACUGUUUGUUUUUUAGAGACAAAGAAAAAUAUUUUGCUUAAGUUGACUCCGCUAUG